Aspergillus japonicus CBS 114.51 is the source of this 4393-nucleotide messenger RNA. RefSeq names its product ankyrin. The transcript is spliced from 5 exons. Gene Ontology annotation, molecular function: protein binding. Lineage: Eukaryota; Fungi; Ascomycota; Eurotiomycetes; Eurotiales; Aspergillaceae. The record is from RefSeq and is a predicted model, not a curated record. The coding region runs from base 279 to 4034 and encodes 1251 amino acids.
CGACCAUUGAUGGAGACAAGAGCUGAUUGGGUGGGGAGAAGUAUGUAUAUGAGGGUUUCAUCCAGGAUGCAUACUGUAGUACCUCAGUAAGUCCAAUCCAUCCAUUGCAUAGUCAAAAAGGAUACCAGGUACUACCUAGGUAGUUAAAAUGCUAGGUAGUAGGGUGGUUGGGCUUCUAUGGGCGGGGUUCAGGCUUGAUUUUCACAAUUUCCCUCUCCCUGCGCUGAGAAACAAUCCCUUUCGCCUCCUCCGAAGUGCAAAGCAUAGCGUGAUCGGCCAUGACACCAAGGCACUCAGUAUCGUUCAGGGGUCCCAAUGGUGGAAUGCAGAUCGGGUAUAAUCGAUCUCCAAUUCGGGUCGAAUUCCAUUCUCACGCGACAUCGUGCGCGCCGACGGACCUUGAUCCCCAACGGUUGAUCGAGAACGUCCGAGCCUGGCUGGCCUGGCUGUCGCCCGAGGACUUCUCGGCCAAACAGGAUGAUCUGCGAGCCGAAUGGCCCGACAACGCGGGGCGAUGGCUUCUCGACGACGCCCGGUUCCAGCAAUGGGUGCGAAGCGAGCCGGGGAUCCUCUUUUGUUAUGGCAUCCCCGGCGCCGGAAAGACCAUGAUGGCCGCCGCGGUGGUGGAUCACCUGUUCCACACUUUUCGACGACGGGGCUCGCGGGUCGGGAUCGCCUACUGGUACUGUACGCCACAGCUGCGAGCGCAGCAUCUCGGCCGAUGCUUCGGCAGCAUGCUCAGGCAGCUAAUGCCUCGGCUGCCAAAGCUGCCCCGGAGCAUGGAGCUGAUGUAUGCCGACUACGUCGAUCGUGAGCGGCGGCCCUCGCCGGCGCACGUCCAGGAAGUGCUCUGCGAGGUCAUCACGGCAUAUGACCGCGUGUUCCUGGUGGUGGAUGGCAUUGACGAACUGUCCGGGCGGCAACACAGUCAGCAAGAAAUGCUGGAUCGGCUCUUCGCCUUGCAAGAACGGACGCAGAAGAAGCUUAACCUGCUUGCGACCUCGCGUCCUCUUCCGGAGAUUGUCGCACGGUUUGAGGAGAAGGAGAGUGUCUGUAUUGAGAUCCAAGCGCAUCAACAGGAUCUGGUUUGUUAUGUCCGGGAAAGGCUCUGUCGAUUGCCGUAUUUCGUACGCGGCAAUCAGGAGCUCCAACAGGAGGUCAUAAAGAAUGUCACCCAGAAUGUAGAGGGGAUGUUUCUACUUGUCCAGCUGCGGCUUCACGCUUUGGCAUCAACAACGUCAGUCUCGAUGUUUCGAAAGAAGUUGCGCCAAUUCAAAGAGGGAGGCGAGACCUGUGAAGAUUUAUAUGAACAUACCAUGCGCAGAAUCACUCAUAAGGAUGGUGGUCUCCGUGACGAUGCUUGGAAUGUCGCCCAGAGUGCGAUUUUCUGGGUUUUGUGGUCCAGAAGGGAGUUGACCAUACAUGAGGUACGACAUGCGGUUGCCGUCCAUCCCGACUGCAAUCCAAUCAGUGAAGAUGACAUACCUCACAUUGAUCUUAUCCUUUCUCUCUGUGGUGGCCUCCUACAGAGGGGGGCCACCAGUCAAAAUGUGGAAUUUGUCCACUCCACCGCUCGGAAGUACUUCGAGAAAACCUAUUCCGAGUGGUUUCCGGGGGCCAAGGACAAGAUUGUGAAGACAUGCCUCACAUAUUUAUCCUAUCCAGCCUUUACGGGCGUGUGCAAGGAUCAACAAAGCCUUCAAGAAAGACUCGAUGCCUAUCCACUGUAUACAUAUGCCGCGCAAAACUGGGGAUAUCAUGCUUGUCAAUGCUCGGACUCUCUGACAGGAUAUAUCAAAGCCUUUCUAGCCCGUGAAGCACAGGUCGACGCAUGCAGUCAGGUGCUGAUGCUGUUAACUUCCAACAUGACAGACCGGUAUGCUUCGCGACAAAUGCUGGCACCCCACCUAGUGGCCUACUUUGGGCUGGACCGGGUCGCGGAAAGCAUGGAAUUGAGUGAAAACCCUGCGUUAAAUUCCCCCGACGCAGAUGGAAGAACACCGCUGUUGUGGGCUGCACGGAAUGGACACACCGAAGUGCUGACCAUGUUCUUACAGAUGCAGAAUGUCGAUCUCAAUCUACCAGACAAGGAUGGACGAACCGCAUUCUUGUGGGCUGCAGCAAAAGGCCAUACCGCCGUAUUAGAAACACUGUUGGCGACGGACCAGAUAGACAUCUACCAUGAAGAUGUCCAACGGCGGAACGCAUUGACUCGUGCUGUCAUUAAUGGCCGAACGGAAGCCGUUCGGCUUUUACUUGACAGAUGCCGCUUCGAUAUCAACUCCCCAGAUAGAGAACGACGUACAGUCCUAUGGUGGGCGUCAGCCAAGGGGCAUGGAACAAUACUCGAACAGCUCCUUCCAAGAUGCACGGCCAAAACGGUCAACCGGAAAGACAAGCAUGGAUGGGAUGCACUGACCCGUGCAGUGUACCGAGCUCACCAGCAGGUUGUGCAUGUCCUGCUUACAAGCGAUGCGGUCGAGCCAGAUCAUAGCCGCAAAGGCCACACACCAUGGUGGUGGGCAAUGAAGAACAAAGACAGCACUAUCGCAAAGGCCUUCAUGGAUGCGCUGGACAGGAAACGGAUUGAUGCCAAUACCAUAUGCGUUGGCAAGCGCACCGCGCUCUCUUGGGCCGCGGGCAUGGGCUGCGAGGAGAUAGUGCGCGAAUUACUUGAUCGAACCCCUGAACCGGAUGACCUCAACACCAACAACAACGGAAGAACCAGAACAGCGCUAUCCUGGGCGACCGCCGGGGGUUGUGUUUCAGUGGUGAAGUUGCUCCUUGAGGCACGUGGUAUCAAUCCGAACCAAGCUGACACCAAGAAGCGCACGCCGCUCUGGUGGGCUAUUGCCAACAAUAAGGUCUCGGUAGUGCGACUGCUCUUGACAAACCCUGCAGUGGACUUCAAUGUCAAGGAUAGCGUGGGACGAACGCCAUUGUCAUUGGGCGCUGGCCUGGGGCGUUCGGCCAUCGUUGCUCUGCUGCUUUUGCACCGAGAACGUCUUCAGAUCGACGUAAACGCCACGGACAAGCAUGGGCGGACGCCGCUCUCAUGGGCCGCGAGGAAUGGCAAUGGACAUGUUGUCCAACGGCUCCUCGAAGUCGACGAUGUGGAUCCGAAUGCGGUAGACGGACUCCGGCGCACACCCCUCAUGUGGGCCAUUAUCAACGGCCAUGCCGAAGUGGCAGAGAGAGUGAUAAUUGACGGAGAGCCCCUCGUUCAACUUGACCGGGUCGACCGGAAAGGCCGUUCGGCCUUGUUCUGGGCUGCGUGGGCUGGGGAUGCAGCCACGAUCUCCCUUCUUUCACAGAACCACGGGGUAGAUUGCAAUAAACGGGACCGAUCCAACGAGACGGCCCUGUCGGUUGCGAUCAGAAAAGGCUACAGCGAAAGUGCUCAAAGCCUUCUCCGAAACUACAGCGAGAUCGAGGUCAAUGCGGUAUACAAAAACGGUCUGACUCCACUACACCUCGCUGCGCAGCGUGACGAUGGCGCCACAGUGAACCUGCUUCUGCAAAAGGGAGCUGGCUUAGAUCGAUGUGAUAUCUUCGGUCGAACGCCCUUGUUCUUGGCCUGUGGAGUCCCGGGCAGGGUUCUGUUCUCUUUCCAGGGAAUCAUCGACCGGGUCAAUCCCAUGUUAAGAGAGGAAUCAUCCCUCUGGAGUCUACUUGAUGCAGACGCGAACAUGAAUCACCAGACCGAGGACGGCUGGACACCGCUACACAAUGCAUGCAGAAAGGGAGAUUCUGCAGCAGUGGACGCCCUCUUCCUCUACGGAGCGAAGGCUCUAUUCCCGGACACGCAGUCCAAGGCGCCUCAACCCCUCGCAUUAGCAUCGCGACACGGGCAUCUGAAAGUUGUGGAACGAUUACUGGAACAUCCCAUGGCGCAAAGGAUGGAUCUAGAAAAGGCCUCGAAGAUUGCACGCGAUGGGCGCCAUACGGAGAUAUACCGAUUGCUUCAGACUCAUAUCGCUAAGCAUCAUGAGAUUCAGCACCGACUGGGUCUCUAUCCCAAGCAAGGACAGUAGACCAAGAUUCUCCGGCCAUUGGCAUUGGUUUCCAACGCGAAUCCCCCGCAGGAUCGAUCAGGGGCCAUCCGCCUCCCAUUACUGCGGAUGACCACCAACUACCUGUACGAGGAAAAAGAAAGAAUUGGAAACAUUGGAUCACCGACUUCAUACGUUUGUGGAAGGACAGAAGGAAGGCCAGACUGGUGAGAUGGAGGCAUCGAUCGACAAAUUCCAGGAGACGGUGAUUUGUAUGAGAUUUCAAAAUUCCUACAAGAAAUUCUUUUGCUAGUCCUUGUGUCUGCUGAGAAGGAUUUCUGAUAGAAAAAGCACCGUCUUAGCAUCAGAGAGUUCAGCACACUUUAAGGACUCUUACGGGC